Brachypodium distachyon (stiff brome) is the source of this 1956-nucleotide messenger RNA. RefSeq names its product 2-succinylbenzoate--CoA ligase, chloroplastic/peroxisomal. The transcript is spliced from 10 exons. NCBI's taxonomy places the organism in Eukaryota, Viridiplantae, Streptophyta, Magnoliopsida, Poales, Poaceae. Bases 18 to 1679 code for a protein of 553 amino acids. The record is from RefSeq and is a predicted model, not a curated record. Gene Ontology annotation, biological process: fatty acid metabolic process. Gene Ontology annotation, molecular function: medium-chain fatty acid-CoA ligase activity.
CCUUGCUCUUUCCCGCCAUGGCAGGCGGCCACAUCGCCCACUGCCUCGGCGGCAUCCUCGCCGGCCGCCGUGCUGGCUCCACCGUCGCCGUCUCCUCCGGCGACCUCUGCCUGACCGGUGCGGAGCUCGUCGACGGCGUGCGGAGGCUCGCCGCCGGCCUCUCGGAUCGCGGCGUCCAGCCCGGCGACGUCGUCGCCGUCGUCGGCUUCAACAGCAUUGAGUACAUGGAGCUCCUGCUGGCUAUCCCUUACGUCGGAGCGAUCGUUGCCCCUGUCAACUACCGCUGGAGCUUUGAGGAGGCGGCACAGGCGCUGGAGCUCGUGCGACCGUCGGCAUUCAUAUUCGAUGGUGGCUAUGGUUCAUGGGCGCGGCGGCUGAUGGACAGCGGCAGCUUCUCAUAUGUUGGUCUUUACCUCACCAUGGGAGACCCUGUCAGUACCAGCCAUGCUGCAAACUUUGUGUCAGUUGGUCACAUCAAGAGGAGCCCGAGAGGAACCAUGGUGAUGGAGCCCGUGUCGGCUCCGAGGGAUGUGGCUUUGAUAUGCUUCACAUCUGGAACUACUGGACGACCAAAGGGUGUAGCGAUAAGCCAUACAUCUUUGAUCAUUCAAUCUCUUGCGAAAAUCGCUGUUGUCGGCUACGGUGAGGAUGAUGUCUACCUGCAUACAGCUCCUCUGUGCCACAUCGGAGGGAUCUCCUCAUGCCUGGCCAUCCUGAUGGCCGGAGGCUGCCAUGUCCUGAUACCUAAAUUCGACGCGAAAUCAGCUUUCAAAGCCAUCCAAGAACAAAAAGUCACUUGUUUCAUCACUGUUCCGGCAAUCAUGGCUGAUCUACUGUCUUAUGCUCGGAAAGAGAAUAUAUCAGGCUGUGGGGCGGUGACCAAGAUUCUCAAUGGUGGUGGUGGGUUGUCGGCUGAGCUGAUAAAUAAAGCUUCUUGCUUAUUUCUUCAUGCUGCUAUCUUUUCAGCUUAUGGGAUGACUGAGGCAUGCUCAUCUUUGACAUUCAUGGCUAUAAACAAGUCAGAACCUCAAGAAACCGAGAACCAACUAAGCAGCCAUUCUGGAGGUGUUUGUGUUGGAAAGCCAGCACCUCAUGUAGAGAUACAAAUUGGUAGAGAAGACAUUAACAGCAGUUCUUCACCAAUGGGCAAAAUCUUAACAAGAGGCUUGCACACAAUGGUAGGAUAUUGGGCAAAUAACACGGUCGACACAUCGGAAUCUGUCAGGAAUGGUUGGCUUGACACCGGGGACACAGGAUGGAUCGAUCGAACAGGUAACCUAUGGCUCAUGGGACGACAAAAAGGUCGCAUCAAAAGUGGAGGGGAAAAUGUUUAUCCUGAAGAGAUAGAAUUGGUGCUGUCACAACACCCGGGGGUAGCUAAAGUUGUCGUUUUAGGUGUACCAGAUAGUCGUCUUGGGGAGAAAUUGGUAGCUUGUGUUAACAUCAUGGAUGACUGGAAGUGGGUUGAUGCAACAGAUGAACACCAAGGAGAAGGCAAAGAAGUGUCUUCUCAGACCCUUCAAGAACACUGCAGGAUAAACAAACUGAGCAGAUUCAAGGUGCCAAGGCUAUAUCAUCAGUGGAGGAGGCCAUUUCCAGUGACCACCACAGGGAAAAUCAAAAGAGAGGAGCUGAAGACUGAGAUCUUGGCAUCCUUGCAACCACGCAGCAAUUUGUAGCUGAUCUUUGUAGCUUCAGGCCAACAAUGCAUCAACCACAUGGAAUUCUCCUCUGUAACUACAAAUCUUCAUUGGAGUUUCAGUUUCGUAGAUGUUUACCAGCAGCGUGGUUCAGUUUUGGAGAUUCAAUUGUAUAGGUCUUCAGUACAUAGCAUCUUUUGUUAUUUGUAACUCCUUUUAUUUUUGCCGUUUUAUCAAUGGCACAAUUGUAGUUGAUUCUGUGCUCUCUGUUUGUCGCUAUGGGUUUAACUGUAAGCAUGUUUCAACUUAGCACUUA